AUGGAAGGAAGAAAUGAAAAUAUAUGCAAUGAUUUAAAAAAAGAUAAAAAAGAUAAAAAAAAUGAAAUAAAAAGAGUAGAAACUAAAAAUAUGGAAGAAAAUAUAUCUCCUAAUAGAAAUGAUGAAAAAAAAAAUUAUAAUAAAGAAAAUAGAAAUAGUAUAAAUUCUAAUAAAGAUAAAAACAAUGAACAAGCUAUUAGAGAAAAUAAAAUUGAAGAAAGGAAUAAUAAUGAAAAUGUAAAAAAUGCAUCAGUUGAAAAAAUGUUAAGAAAUGAAGUUACAAGUGAUAUGGACAAUAAAAAUUUUAAGAAAUUAAGAAAAAAAUUAAAUAAUUUAAAUUAUAAAGAAUAUUUAUGUGUCUUAUGUACUCCCUUAGUUCAAAUUAUUUUUAAUGAUUUAAUUCAAGCCAUUCAGAAUUUUCAAAAAUUAUCGAAUAAAUAUGAAGAAUGCCAAAAAAAAUAUAAAGAAUUAAAAAUUGAGAAAAAAACACAAAAUAUAGAAAUAGAAGUAAAUGUAAAAAAAAAUAAAGUAGAAAAUGAUUUCCUUUUAGAUGGAGAAGAAAAUAAUACAAAUUUAAUAAUUAAAGAACACGAAAAAAAAAUAGAAGAGCUAAAUAAAAAGUUGGAAGAUGAAACUACGUUAAAAGAGUCAUACUUACUAGAAAAUAAAAAAUUGAAAUUUUCCCUAGAUAUCAUAAAAAGUAAUAAAAAAGAAAAAUUAGAGGAAUCGACUGAUGAAUUGUCUAAUGAUAAUUUUUCUUGUUUUAAUAAUAAAACAAAAUCAUUUGAUGAUUUUGAAGUUGACAAAAUAAAAAAAAAUGAAAAAAAUAAAUAUAAAAAGGAAAUUAGUAUAAUAAAUGAUUACACUUUAUCACUAGGAAAAGAAUUAACUUAUUAUAAAAAACUAUGUAAGGAUUUUAAAAUAGAAAUAGAAGAAUUAAAAAAAAAAAAUAUACAAGAUAAUAAUUUAUGUGAUAAUAAUAAAGAAGAAAUAAAUGAAACUGAAGAAAAGAAUAACCAAAAUAGUAAAGAUAAUGCAAUAAAUGAAAGUGUUAUUGAAGAAAAAAAUUUAGAAAUUAGCUAUUUAAAAAAAAGGUUAAACGAAUAUGAAAUAGAAAUUAGAAAACUCAAUGAAUUAAGAAUGAUGAAUGAUAUAAAAGAAGAAUUCAAGAAUUCAACAGAUAGUUAUAUUUGUGAAAGUACACUAAAUGAGAAUUAUAAUGACCAAAAAAGUUACAAUUUCGAUUUAGGAGAUAAUAUAAGUGCUGAUGUUUUAACAAAAAAUGAAGAUUGCAUUAAUGAUAUAAAUAAUUUAAAUAAAAUAUUAAGAGUGAGGAAUAAUGAAAUUUAUCAUUUAAAAAACCGUGUUUUGCUAUUGGAAACAGAAUUACAAAUUAAAAAUGAUGAAGAAAAAAAAUUGAAAGAAAAAUUAAAUUUAAUAAAUGAUGUUGACAAUAAAAAAAAAAAGAAUAAUAUAUAUAAAUCAGAAAGUAGCGAAAAUAAUGAAGAAUUGCAUGAAUUACAUGAUUUAAAAAAGGAAGUAAAAUUGAAGGAAGAAGAAAUAAAUGAAUUAAGUAAUUUAUUAGAGAAAUUAAAAAAGGAAUUAAAAGACGAAAAAAAAAGAAGUGAACAAUAUGAAAAACAGUAUAACGAGGAAAAAAGUGAAAUAGCAAUAUUAAAAGAAGAAUUAAAAAAUUUAGAAGAAGAAAUUCAAGUAAAAGAAAGCGAAUUCAAUUUGAAUAGAAAUACAAUUAAUAAUUUAAAAUUAGAAUCAGCUGAAUUUAAUAAUAUAAUUUCUUGUUCUAAUGAAACUAAAAAACAUCUAACGGAUUAUAUACAUAAUUUAUUAAAUAAAUUAAGCGAAUCUAAUGAUAAAAUUGGUGAAUUAAAAGAUAGUAAUAUAUUACAAAAGCAGAAGAUUGAAUCAUAUAAAAAAGAAAUAACAAAAUUAAAAAGUGAUUUAAUAGACUCUAAUAAUCAAAUGGAUGAAUUAGCAUCUGUUUUAGACAAAAAAGAUGAAACAAUAGAAAAUUUUAAAUGCAAAUUAGAAAAUAUGAGCAAGGAGUGCGGUGAUUUAACAAUAAAAUAUAAUGAAUUAUUAAAAGAAAAUAAAAAUUUACAAAUUACUAAUUCUUCUUAUAACGCAAAUACUACUCUAAUUAUUCAACAGUUGCAACAAGAAAUUCAAGUAUUAAAUGUAACUAAUAGUCACCUAAAAAAAAUAGAAGAAGACUAUAAAGUUGUUUUACAAGAAAAAACAAUAAUUGAAGAAGCUGCUAUAAAAAUACAAACAGAAUUAAAGAAAUCAGUUGAUAAAAUUAAAAAUUUAGAAACAUAUAUUCAAACACUAUCAGUAGAAAUAUCAAAUUUGAAAACACAACGGGAUGAUUCAUUAGAUGCAUUAACAAAAGUAGCUAUUGAUAAAACACAUUAUGAAAAUGAAUUGAUACAAAGUAAAAAUAUAAUUUAUGAUUUAAAAAAACAGUUAAGUGAAUAUGAAAGCAAUGUAAAAUAUGUACAGAAUAAUAUAAGUGAAAUAAACAUGAUGCAUCUAAAAAAAGAAGAAGAACAAAUUAUACUAAAAAAUGAAAUAAAAACAUUGAGAGAAAAUUUAAAUGAAAAAACUAUAAAAUUAGAAUUAUUACAAGAAAAAGAAAAAAAAUGGCAACAAAAUGCAAUGGCAUAUGAUGAAUUUCAUAUAAAUGCUCAAAAGAAAUAUAAUUCAUAUGAAAAAAUCAUUGAAAAUUUAAAAAAAGAAAUAGAUGAGCUAACUAUAAAUAAUAACGAUAACAUAAUAAUUAUAGAAAAAUUAAAAAAUGAAUUAAGAGAAUUAAAUGAUCAAGAAAGAAAUAGUAUUAAUAAAUUUACGAAUAACUUUUUCAAAAAUCAAAAUGAUUUAAUUAAUGAAAAAAAUAAAGAUAACAACAUAGAAAUCAUACUCCCAAAUAACGAUAAUGAUAUUAAUGCUAAUGAGAUUGGAAAAGAGAACGUUGAAAAUAAAAAUAAUGAAAAAAAUUAUAAUACAAAUAAUAAAGAGUUAUAUAAAAAUGAUUCUUUUAAUGAAAAAUCCAAAGAAGAAGAAAAUAUAUAUGAUUACAAUGAUGAUUUUACUAUUUUUAUCAACGCAAAAAAAAAAAAUUAUAAAAAUAAACUAAAUAAUGACGUGAAUCAAGAAAAAAAUAUUAAAGAUAUGAAGGAAAAAGAGAAUAAAAUGGAUAAUUCAUAUAACAUAAAAGAUGAUAUUACCAAUAAAAAUGAAGAAACAAAUAUGAAAAAAACUUCACAUGGGAAUAAAGAGGAAAUUAGUGUAACCAGUAAGGAAAACAAUAAGUCAACAGAUAUAAGUAAUGAUAAAAAAGAGGAAAAUAAUAAAAAUUUAAAAUUAAGAAAAAAGAAUGCAUCCAAAGAUGAUUUAUGCAUUAUCGGAAAUAUGAAUGCAGAAUUAAAUGAUACAGAUACCUCUUCUAAUGGAAAAAGUACAAAUAUUGACUUUUUGUCUUUUAAUAAAAAUUCUAAGAAAUAUUUAUUAAAUCAAAAUGAUGGGGAUAAUGAUCAUUCGAUAACUUUACUAAAAGAAUUAAGUUUAUCAUCUUUAAAUAAUAUAGAAAAAAAUAGAAAUGACAAAUUAAAUAUAAAUAAUUUUUCUAGUGAAAACUCUUCUUACUUAGGCAACAACGAUAUUUCUUUAUUUAGUAGUGUAAAGAUUAAAAAAAUGUUUAAUUUAAGUAGAACAAAUAACAAUGACACAGAGAGAAAAAAAUUAAUGAAAUAUACUAAAUUAAAAAGUUACAACAAUAAUAAAAAUAAUACUUAUGAUAUGAAUAUUAGUAAGAAUAAAGUGUAUGAUAGUAAGAGGAAUGAUUCUUAUGAUGAUAUAUUUUUUGAUUUGAAAAAUAUUUGGAAACAUAGAGAAGAAGAAAAAGAACUUUUAAAUGAAAAAAUAAAAAAAAGUAAAAAAAAUGAUUUAAAGUACAAUUUUGAAGAUUCUAACUUUACUUUAGACAAAUCAUUCUUUAAUAAAGAAAGAAAAAAUAAAAUGAAAAAUACUUUUGUAGAUGACCACUAUGAAGAUAAUUUUCAAUAUAAUAUUCAAAAUAAAAAAAAAUAUAUUGAAGAAGAAAAAAAAAAAAAAAAAUUAUUGAAAUCAAGUUAUGAUAUUAAGCAUUCUAAUAUUAAUACAGAUUACAAUAAAAAAAAGCUAUCAAAAAAGUCUAACAAUUUCGAAAAUUCAAAUGAUUAUAAAUUAAAAGAAAGUAAAAAUAAAAAAAAUAUAAGUGAUCUUGCUUAUAGCUCUCAGAUGAAUUUAUCAAAAAAUAAUAAAAAAAAUGUUCUAAAUGCAAAUGAUAUUAAUCAAUAUAAUAAAUACGACAAAAAUAUACAUAAUAAUGAGAAAAAUAAAAAGCAAUAUAAUUUUAUUUCUCAAACAAGUUAUGAGGCUAAUAGUAAUACUAGUAGUAUUUUAUUAGAUUCUUUAAGUUCUGAUUUUGCUCACAAUGUUAGUGUUGAUCAUUUUAAUAAUAAUAAUAAUAAUAGAAAUAAUUUUAAUAGUCAAUUAAAUGAUUUAAAUUUUAAGAAUAAAAUAGAUUACAAUAGAAAUAGUAACCAUGAUAAUGCAUUCAUAAAAAAAAAAAAUGAUAAUAGUGAUAGCUCUUUAUAUCAUAAUAAAGAAAAGAAUAAUAUUCAAAGUGGAAAUUAUAAAAAAGAGGAAACAAACUCUACAAGUAAUAUUAAAAAUGAGCAAUUCAUAAACAAAUCAAAAAUAAAAAAAGAUUUAUAUAAUAAAUAUAUGAAUGUCUUGAAAAAUUUAAAAAGUGAAGAAAUUGAUGCUUCUAUAAAUACUACUAAUAAUAAAACAAUAGAUUUAACUAAUGAUCUAACAAAAGUACAAGAAAAUUCCACUUCAUUGUUAUCUUCAAAAACAUUACAAAAAGAUAGCUUGCUAAGUAAUUUAUCAAAAUUUAAAUUUAAUGAAGAAAUUGAUCAAUAUAAAUGUGAUCCUUUAAAAAUAAUUAAACCUAUUGAAGAAUCAAAUAGAGAAUAUUUUUAA
Molecule: messenger RNA, 5046 nt
Organism: Plasmodium relictum
Lineage: Eukaryota; Apicomplexa; Aconoidasida; Haemosporida; Plasmodiidae
Product: conserved Plasmodium protein, unknown function
Exons: 1
Coding region: 1-5046 (1681 amino acids)
Source: RefSeq, a predicted model, not a curated record